GCAAACAAGCUCUGCAGAUAACGAUGGAAUACGGCGCGUACGGCGCCAGCUGCUUUAACCGCCACAGCCGUGCUCCAAUCUGCCUAUAGCAAUGACUUCGGUUUCUGCGCCACUAGAAUCCCUCAUCGACGUCCUCGUCAUAGGUGCUGGACCGGCAGGUCUUGCGACCGCGCUCGGCCUCACAAGGGCGGGGAUAAAAGUCAGAAUCGUCGAUAUCAGAGCACAGAGAAUUUCAGUAGGCCACGCGGAUGGCAUCAUGCCCCGAACUAUCGAGGUUCUUGACAGCUAUGGUGUUAGCAAUGAGCUUAUCAGAAAGAGUCAUCAUGUGUACGCGAUUAGCAACUACAACUACGACCCUUCCAUCGAUGGUAUCAAGUACGCCAGCAGAGUGCCGGCGAUAAAUGAACCCACCGCGAGGUAUAAAUACAUUGCAACCCAUAACCAGGGUUUCAUAGAAGGCUUGUUGCUGGCCGGUCUGGAAGAUGCCAAUGUACGGGUCGAGCAGGCGUGCAAACCGACAAGCUUGGAGCUGUCAUCCUGUGAAGACGAGCUGAAAGAUCAUGCGUCAUACCCUGUUAAAAUUACACUCGAGCAUCUCUCAGCUGCCCCAGGAACACCUUCCUCUGAAAUUGUUCACGCAAGGUUUAUCGUCGGCGCGGACGGAGCACACUCCUGGGUCCGCCAUAUGCUUGGUAUUCCUAUGGAGGGCGACAGCACUGCUCGAGUCUGGGGGGCAAUUGACUUUACGCCCUUGCCAUCGAGUAACUUCCCCGACUGGCGGAACAUCACAACGGUCAACGCUGCUGACACUGGCAUUAUGCUUAUUCCCCGCGAAUGCAGCAAAGUGCGAUUGUACAUCGAGCUCGGCUCUGUCGAUGAGUUCGAGCAGGAUGACCGUGGGCGACCGGAUACCAGCAAGAUCACCGCAGAUAAGUUGCUCGACAUCGCCAAGCGCGCAUUCAAGCCAUACAUCCUAGAAACUACGCCGGACAAGGUCGAGUGGUGGACUGCGUAUAUCAUUGGUCAGCGAGUUGCAACCAGAUUCUGCGAUCGGGGUCGGGCGUUCAUUGUUGGCGACGCAUGUCACACCCAUUCGCCAAAGGGUGGACAAGGCAUGAACGCUAGCAUGAACGACGGACACAAUCUCGCAUGGAAGCUCGCUCAUGUCCUGAAAAGUUGGAGUCCGAUGGCGUUGCUUGACACCUACGAAGCAGAACGGCGUCCGUUUGCUCAAGAGCUCAUCGCUUUCGACAGAUGGUAUGCUGAAGGUUUCAACGCCGAAUCACGCGCAAAGCUCGUCCGAGAGAAGGGCUUAGAAGUCGCACUAACCGGCCCGGCAUUCCGCACGUUCAGUGCGCUCACCACUGGCAUCGGUAUCCAGUACGCACCUUCGAUAAUCACAUCACAGGUCUCUCCCACAGUAGACGUCAUCAAAACCGAGACUUCGCCCUUCACAUUGACAGUCGGCAAACGCGUCCCGCCCUAUGCCCUCAUGCGCGUUGCGGAUUGCCGCCCGAUUAACCUCCAGGAUGCGUUACCGUCCGACGGCCUCUCCAAACUCAUCGUCUUUGCCGGGCCUCUCACCAGCCUGGAGGAGAAGGGCAGGCUUGCAGAAGUCGAGGAGGCACUACGAGACAUCUUUCAUGCGUUCGGCACUGAUAAAUUCCGGCUCCUCGUCAUACUUUCCGCAGUCAGCGACGAUAUGAGCUACAAAGACGUUCCGGUGGGGCUGCGGAAGGAUUGGACGAGCAUUCUGGUGGACUCUACCUCAUCAUUUUCGAACGAAUCUGGUGGGGCGUACGCAGCAUUCGGCAUCCCGGUUACUGGAAAGUUUGUGGCUGUCCGUCCAGAUGGGUACGUCGGUACAAUUAUUGAGCUGAGCGAGAUGCGGAGGCUAGACGACUACUUGAGAGGAUGGCUGCUUCGAUCAUCUGACCCUUUGUAAAUGCC
Molecule: messenger RNA, 1950 nt
Organism: Phanerochaete carnosa HHB-10118-sp
Lineage: Eukaryota; Fungi; Basidiomycota; Agaricomycetes; Polyporales; Phanerochaetaceae
Exons: 12
Coding region: 92-1945 (617 amino acids)
Molecular function (GO): FAD binding
Source: RefSeq, a predicted model, not a curated record